AUGGUGUUUCCAUCAUCUCGUGCUGCGAGGGACUGCGCUGCGGUUUUGACUGAGGCUACCAUGGAUGGUAAUGAUUUCAUUGAGUGUGCUCACUUCUUCGCAUCUCCCCGGUUAAACCUGGGCAGUGAAUAUGCCUACUGGGCCCGAUUCUCGGCGGUUGUGUACCCUAGUGAUCUUUCCAAUAUUGCCAUGGGCUUCUGGCGAGACUUUGGUGAUGGUAUCUCACCCCGACAUGCAGCAUUUUGCUUGGAGCUGUUCGAUUAUCUCGACUCUGACUCAACGCAUCCUAUACUGCGGACUCCUGCACCGCGCAAGCAUGAUCAGCCUGAGCUUCAGCGGGAAGCAAACUGUUUUGAGUCUGCUUUGUCUAAUAUGUUUCAAGUCAAGUCAUCCAUUGCACAUCACGUCCGCCCUCACCAGCUCCAAGCAGCCCCGCUGACCACGGAUGACAUUUUCAUUUAUCCUACCGGAAUGGCUGCCAUCUCAGCCGCCAAUAGGGCUCUUUUGUCUUUGAAACCAAAGUGGCUUUAUGUCGAGACUGUUAAUGUCCUCCGCCGCAGUCCUUGGGGGCAAAAAAUCUCUUAUCAUCUGGGAAGAGACCAAGACCUCGAUGAGCUUGAGGGUGCAUUGCUGGCCGGCCAGCACAUCACGGCCCUAUUUUGCGAGCUGCCAAAUAAUAUCAAAUUAGCUUCAUUUAAUCUCCGGCGCAUUUGGUCACUGGCACAAAAGUACAAUUUUGUUGUGGUUUGUGAUGCAACCGUAGGUAAUCUUAUUAAUAUUGACAUCCUUCCCUUGGUUGAUAUUCUCACGUUGAGCCUGACCAAGGCGUUCAGUGGGGUGUCCAACGUCACAGGUGGGGGUAUAGUUCUCAAUCCUAGCAGCCCACGCCACGGUCAACUCAAAGACAUGCUCGCAUCCCAAUAUGAAGAUAGAUAUUUCCCUCUGGAUCUAGCCACAUUGAAACACAACUGUGUUGACCUGGCAGCCCGAGUUCAUACGUACAACGCCAAUACCCUUCCCGUGGUGAAUCUGCUCAAAGACCACCCUUGUAUUGCUUGCAUCUACUAUCCCUCCUUGGGCCCCACCGCGCACUACUACGAGAGUUAUCGUCGCAAGGGGGGCAGCUACGGAAACGUUCUCAGUGUUAUUUUCCAUAGUCCGGACAGUGCGGUAGUGUUCUAUGAUGCCUUGGAUGUCUGCAAGGGACCAAGCAUAGGCACAAACUUUACUCUCGCAAUUCCAUUUGCCUGGCUAUCUCAGUAUCGGGAAAAAGAUAACCUGGAGAAGUAUGGUGUGCCCAAACACAUUAUUCGACUGAGUAUUGGUUUGGAGGACGUGGACCAGAUCUGCAAGACGGUACGGCGAGCACUUGAGAAGGUGGAGCAGUUCGGACAUGAUAAACAGGGUCUCCCAGAGUAG
This is a messenger RNA of Aspergillus alliaceus, 1419 nucleotides long. Its product is annotated as pyridoxal phosphate-dependent transferase. Lineage: Eukaryota; Fungi; Ascomycota; Eurotiomycetes; Eurotiales; Aspergillaceae. Gene Ontology annotation, biological process: transsulfuration. The transcript has 3 exons. Gene Ontology annotation, molecular function: pyridoxal phosphate binding; cystathionine gamma-synthase activity. The record is from RefSeq and is a predicted model, not a curated record. Bases 1 to 1419 code for a protein of 472 amino acids.